AUGGCAAGUCAUGGUGUUCGGCGCUUCAAGCUGGUGGAGAAGACCCCGGAGCAGCGGCAGCAAGAGCUGCAGAAGAUAGAGGAAUACAAAUCUCUCGAGAGUUCCGUGUCGGAGAAGGUUGCUGAGCAAGAUUUCACAGCCGAUACGCUGAAGAAGAUCUCCGACUUGAUAGGCCGCAACCCAGAAUAUUAUACCGUCUGGAACUAUCGACGACAGGCCCUUCGGCACCAGUUCUCGGAGACAGAGAACUCCACUGAAGAAAAUGCAUCCGUAGUGAUCGCAGACCUGAUCAGAAAUGAUCUGACAUUUUUGAUCCCCCUCUUGCGCAGCUUCCCCAAAUGCUACUGGAUCUGGAACUAUCGCCUUUGGCUCCUCGAUGAAGCACGCCGGCUACUCCCACUAGCUGAAGCGCGCCCAUUCUGGGAACAGGAGCUUGCCUUGGUGGGUAAGAUGUUGACUCUGGAUAGUCGCAACUUUCACGGCUGGGGCUAUCGGCGCUUGGUGGUGGAGACCAUUAGGCAACUGGGUACUCCAGAUGAGGCGAAGAGCAUGACCCUGAAGGAAGUCGAAUAUGCAAAGAAGAUGGUCGGAGCCAAUCUGUCCAACUUCUCCGCUUGGCACUAUCGCACCAAGCUGAUUCUUCGGAUGCUGGAGGAACAAUCUGCUAGCAACGGGGAGCGGAGGAAGAUGCUGGACGAGGAGCUGGAGCUCAUCCAUCAAGCCCUGAUCGAUCCUUAUGACCAGUCGCUAUGGCUCUAUCACCAGAACUUGAUGUGCGUUUUUGACCCGUCGGUGGCGGAUCGGACAAUGGCUCCGAAUCUGAGCACGUCAGAACGACUUCAAUACUUGCGGGACGAAAUCGAAGCCAUUCAGGAGAUGCUUGACGGAGCAGAGGACUGCAAGUAUAUCUACCAGGCUCUAAUCGAGUGCACACUGCUGGCAUCGAAAGUAGGGGGCGGCCUGCAGCAGGAUGAUCGGGAUCAGAUUCUGAGCUGGCUCUCAGAGCUGAAGAAAAUAGAUCCACUUCGGCAACAAAGGUGGCUGGACUUUGAAAGAAGCCUGUAA
This is a messenger RNA of Penicillium cinerascens, 1065 nucleotides long. Its product is annotated as Rab geranylgeranyltransferase BET4. Gene Ontology annotation, molecular function: Rab geranylgeranyltransferase activity. NCBI's taxonomy places the organism in Eukaryota, Fungi, Ascomycota, Eurotiomycetes, Eurotiales, Aspergillaceae. The coding region runs from base 1 to 1065 and encodes 354 amino acids. The record is from RefSeq and is a predicted model, not a curated record. Gene Ontology annotation, cellular component: cytoplasm; Rab-protein geranylgeranyltransferase complex. The transcript has 4 exons. Gene Ontology annotation, biological process: protein geranylgeranylation.